AUGUUAACUAGACUAAAAGCAGCACUACUUUUCAAAUCUUUGGAAAACAACAAAGCCAUUCGCCAGUCGUCUGCCAACAUCCAAGAAUUGAACAAUGAAAUUUGCAAAUUAAAAAAUGAGGCCAUUCAAGUGCCGGUUCUCAAGGCGAAAUUGGACCUUCUAGAAAAUGAAUUGAGGUUAGAAAGACAGAAACUUAUUGACCAACAACAAGCCUGGGAAGCCUUGAGAGCUCAAGAGGUGCAAGAAGAAGAAGAAGAAGAAGAAGAAGAAAGCAAUGCAAGCUUGUUCAAUAGUGACAAUCUCUGGCUCAGCAUUGAGGAAAGGAUCAAUGAGGAGGAGGAAGAGGAAGAAAGGGCUGCAAAAGAAAAUAAGAAACAAGUUUUGAGAAACUCUAAUGGUGGUGAAAACUUUGCUCCAUUGUUGGUUCCUCCAAGAUCUCAUAGAAGACUUGAAUCUACUUCCACUACCUCUAGCAAUGGUUCAUCACUUUUCUCAAUUAAGAACGAAUCAUGCAAAUCGAACACCGAACUCGACUUACAGUUGGCAUAUGAGGAAACUAAUACCUCACUUUUGGAGAAACUUAAGUAUCAAGAAAUGCAAAACACCGUUUUGAGUAAAAGACUCUCGGAAUUACAGGUGCACCUUGAUGAAAUGAAAUUGGCUCCUGAAGUAUCUUCCCCACCAACCUCCAAACAGUCAGAUGCUUUCCCUAGUACCCCUGUUUCUUAUAAAUGCAAUCCUAAAAAUUUGACUGUCAACAUUGAUCUUUCUGAGCCUUCAUUGUCUCCAUCUUCCAACAAUUACAUGUAUCAGCAAAACGCUACCAGAUCAAACAUUUCACUAAACAUUCAAAUUGACUCCCCUACUUUUUCACGGGUGACCUCUCCUGCGAUGUCCAAUUACUCGCCAAAUUCUUCAACUUUUGAAUCCCCAUUCAUUUCCCCUACUGAUUUGGCUUACAAGCAAUUGACCGAUCCCGAGAGAGUGAUCCCUUCGUCUGAAACAAGUUUGGUGCGUAACCAAUACUUCAACAAGACUCUCAGACGGAAAGGAUCCCAUGAAAGUUUAUUGUCGAUGAACAAAGGUCCUUCUAGUCUUUCUCGUAAAGUUAGCAGACCUCAGUAUUAUAACUUCAUGGCCAAAGAUCAAGGAGAACUUGCCAAUUCUACUCAUCAUCAUAGUCCUGGAAAGCACAAUAGUAUGGGGACCGCAAUUAAAAGAAGAUCAAUGAACUUAUAUCAUAACCAACUAAACAAAAUAUCUAGCCGUCCAAAGUCUACUGGAUUCUUCUAA
Molecule: messenger RNA, 1293 nt
Organism: Saccharomycopsis crataegensis
Lineage: Eukaryota; Fungi; Ascomycota; Saccharomycetes; Ascoideales; Saccharomycopsidaceae
Exons: 1
Coding region: 1-1293 (430 amino acids)
Source: RefSeq, a predicted model, not a curated record